This is a messenger RNA of Amblyraja radiata (thorny skate), 5672 nucleotides long. It is a transcript of the gene abcc5, whose product is annotated as ATP-binding cassette, sub-family C (CFTR/MRP), member 5. The transcript has 30 exons. The record is from RefSeq and is a predicted model, not a curated record. Gene Ontology annotation, biological process: transmembrane transport. Bases 513 to 4799 code for a protein of 1428 amino acids. Gene Ontology annotation, cellular component: membrane. Lineage: Eukaryota; Metazoa; Chordata; Chondrichthyes; Rajiformes; Rajidae. Gene Ontology annotation, molecular function: ABC-type transporter activity; ATP hydrolysis activity; ATP binding.
UCCUCCCCCGCCCGCUGCGGAAUUUAUUUCCAGAGGGAGAGACGUAAUCAAAGAUCCUAUUGCUGUAGGAUCUUUGGACGUUAUCGUGAGGCAUAAGACAGGGAGGUGAUUUGAUGAAACGUCUAUUUCCCUCCCACAAAUAUUAAUGGCACUAUUUUUUUUAAUGAAAGGGAGUCAUUUAACCGCCCGCUGUCGUUCAGCGAGGAACGCCUAAACAUCAGGUUAAAAAAACUCGCAACGAUUCCACGAGAAGAAUAACAUCUGGCUGGAAAUACGCGACCUUAACCCCAAUUGAAAACAGGAGUCGUCCAAUUGCAAAGGAAUUGUGUGGCGAGUGAAUUUGGAGUGAGCUGAAACUGCGGAAGGGCGCGUUGACCUCGAAAGGCAACCGGGCUAAUUGAGUCGCUGCCGGUAAUGAGAGCUUCGUCUGUUUGUCAGCAAUAACAAUCAAAGAUUAUAGAGUGCAGAAAACAUACCAACAAACCUUGGCCGGAUUUCGUAAAGAUGCAAACAUGAAGGAUAUUGAUGUCAGAAUAGAAUAUGUAAUUCCCGAGCCUGGAUGUAAAACAGUGAAUAGAAAAUCCCCACGUUUGGAAACGCACAAAAAUCAAGGAGAAACACAGAAGAGAGAGUUGUGUGAAAAUGCUUUGGAAGCUGCAGGCCGGGUGGAAGGCCUGUCAUUGGAUGUUUCAACCCAUACCUCUGUACAGAUCAUGGAUGAAGAAAAACAGAAGGGAAAGUAUCACCAAUGUUUACACCUGUUAAAGCCCAUUCGCAGCUCUGCCAAACAAGAGCAUCCUGUGGACAAUGCGGGCUUCUUUUCCUUCAUGACAUUCAGUUGGAUGACAACUUUGGCAUUUACGGCUUAUAAAAAAGGGCAGCUUCUGUUGGAAGAUGUUUGGCCUUUGUCAAAAUAUGAAUCUUCUGAACUCAAUAGUAGAAGAUUAGAACGGCUGUGGCAAACAGAAUUGAAAGAAUGUGGCCAGGAAAAUGCCUCACUAAACAGAGUGAUUUGGAGGUUUUGCCAGACAAGGCUGGUCAUCUCUGUGAUCUGCUUGAUGGUUACAAUGGUGGCCGGCUUCUGCGGACCAGCUUUUCUUGUGAAACGUUUGCUGGAUUAUACAGCGUUGAAAGAGUCCAAUCUGCAGUAUGGCUUGCUGUUGAGUCUUGGGCUGUUUUUGACCGAAGUGGUCCGUUCCUGGUCGUUGGCAAUGACCUGGGCAUUGAACUACCGCACUGCUGCCAGGCUGAGAGGAGCUGCUCUUACCAUGGCAUUUGACAAAAUUCUGAAACUUAAGAACAUAAAGGAGAAAUCUCUGGGUGAGCUUGUCAAUAUUUGCACCAGUGAUGGACAGCGACUGUUCGAAGCUAUUGCAGUUGGAAGUUUGUUGGCAGGUGGACCCCUUGUAGCUAUUCUGGGAAUGAUUUACAAUGUCACAUUGCUGGGUCCCACUGCUUUCAUCGGUUCUAUGAUUUUUAUACUCUUCUAUCCAGCUAUGAUGAUCGUGUCCCGAAUGACGGUAUACUUCAGAAGGAAGUGUAUUUCUGUGACUGACAAACGUAUUCAAAGAAUGAAUGAAGUCAUCUCUUACAUAAAAUUUAUUAAAAUGUAUGCCUGGGUAAAGGCAUUUUCACAGAGCAUUCUCAAAAUCAGAGAGGAAGAACGGAAAAUCUUAGAAUAUGCUGGAUAUUUUCAAAGCAUCACCGUGGGUAUUGCUCCAGUUGUCGUGGUUAUAGCCAGUGUAAUGACUUUCUCUGCCCACAUGCUCUUGGGCUAUGAUCUUACUGCUGCUGAGGCUUUUACUGUGGUGACUGUUUUCAAUGCUAUGACUUUUUCCCUUAAAGUCACUCCAUUCUCCGUGAGAUCACUUUCUGAGGGAUCGGUGGCGGUGGAUAGAUUCAAAAGUUUAUUUCUAAUGGAAGAAUUUCACAUCAUAAGAAAAAAGCCAGAAUGUUCCCAAAUUGCCAUAGAACUGCAGAAUGCUACUCUGGCUUGGGACUCCCCAAACUCCAGUGUUCAGUCCUCACCUAAGAUGACGCCCAAACUGAAAAAGGACAAACGUGAAUUUAAAGGGAAAAAAGAAACAAAGAAAAUUCAACAGAAUGAACAAAAUGGUCCUUUAACUGAGCAGAAUGGAUGUCUUCUAACAAACAAUGAUGAACAGCCCAGCCCAGAUGAGAAGGACAUUUCUUUGAGCAAUCCAAGAUUACAGAGGGCACUGCACAAGAUCAAUCUUAGCAUUGAAAAGGGGAAGCUUGUUGGAAUCUGUGGCAGCGUGGGAUCUGGCAAAACGUCCCUGAUUUCUGCUGUUUUAGGCCAGAUGACCCUGAUGGAAGGAAGUAUUGCAGUUGAUGGAAAUUUUGCCUAUGUGGCUCAACAAGCAUGGAUUCAGAGUGCCACAAUUAGAGAGAAUAUUCUGUUUAACUACGCGUACAUUGAAGAAAGAUAUAAUAAUGUUCUUGCUGUGUGUUGCCUAAGGCCCGAUCUUGCAACAUUGCCUAAUGGAGAUAUGACACAGGUAGGCGAACGAGGGGCUAACUUAAGUGGAGGACAACGGCAGAGGAUAAGUUUGGCACGUGCUUUAUACAGUGACAGAAGUAUCUAUAUCUUGGAUGAUCCACUCAGUGCAUUAGAUGCUCAUGUUGGAAAUUACAUCUUUAAUAAUGUAAUUAAAAAGCAACUGAAUUUGAAGACUGUUCUCUUUAUCACCCACCAACUUCAGUAUUUGGUCAACUGUGAUGAAGUGGUGUUAAUGAAAGAUGGCUGUAUAACCGAGAGAGGUUCUCAUGAAGAGUUAAUGAUCUUGAAUGGGGAUUAUGCAGCAAUGUUCAAUAAUCUACAGUUGGGAGACACUCCGCAUAUUGAGGCAAACAACAAAAAAACCGCCAAUAGUUCCUUUAAGAAAGCCCAAGACAAAGGCCAGACUGGAUCAGUAAAGAAGGAAAGAAACACAAAUGAAGCCACAGAUCAGCUUGGACAAUCAGAGGAAAAAGGGAAAGGUUCUCUACCAUGGUCUGUAUAUGGAGUCUACAUCCAAGCAGCAGGAGGCCCACUGGCAUUUUUCUUUAUAAUGAUCCUUUUUAUAAUGAAUGUAGGAAGUGUUGCCUUUAACAACUGGUGGCUUAGCUAUUGGAUCAAAGCAGGAAGUGGGAAUAUGUCUUUGAUUAAAGAGAAUACAACUUAUGUGGUUCAGACUAUGAAGGACAAUCCACAUAUGCAUUACUAUGCAGGGAUCUAUGCAAUUUCAAUGGUAGCAAUUCUGAUCAUCAAGGCAGUGCGUGGCAUUGUAUUUGUUAAGGGAACACUCAAAGCUUCAUCCAGUCUUCAUGAUGAGCUCUUUCGCAAAAUCCUCAGGGGUCCCAUGAAAUUCUUUGACAUUACUCCUGCUGGCCGAAUACUCAAUAGAUUCUCAAAAGAUAUGGAUGAAGUGGAUACACGGCUUCCUUUACAAGCAGAAAUGCUUAUUCAAAACAUCAUCCUGGUGUUCUGCUGCAUUGGCGUCAUUGGUUCGGUCUUCCCAUGGUUUCUGGUUGCAUUUGGUCCUCUUGUCAUUCUUUUCAUUAUUCUCAACCAGGUGUCAAGGGUUUUCAUCAGAGAAUUGAAGCGUUUGGACAACAUCACUCAGUCUCCUUUCCUGUCACAUGUCACAUCCAGUAUCCAGGGGUUAACCACAAUCCAUGCCUACAACAAGACAGCAGAAUACCGACUCAGAUACCAAGAACUGCUGGAUACUAAUCAGGCUCCGUUCUUUUUGUUUACCUGUGCAAUGCGCUGGCUUGCUGUGCGACUGGACGUAGUCAGUAUUGUUCUUAUUGGGAUAACUGCAGUGAUAAUAGUUUUAAUGCAUGGUCAUAUUCCUCCAGCUUAUGCAGGACUUGCAAUUUCGUACGCUGUCCAGCUGACUGGUUUAUUUCAGUUUACUGUCCGACUUGCAUCUGAGACUGAGGCAAGGUUCACUUCUGUUGAAAGAAUUCAUCAUUAUGUAAAGAUUCUAGAAUUGGAAGCUUCAGCUCGCGUUAAGGAUAAAACUCCACCUGCUGACUGGCCUCAGCAUGGACAAAUAACAUUUGGAAAUGUAGAGAUGAGAUAUCGAGAGAAUCUACCUCUGGUGCUAAAGAAAGUGUCCUUCACUAUAAAACCUCAAGAAAAAAUUGGUAUAGUGGGGAGAACUGGAUCAGGAAAGUCAUCGCUAGGAAUAGCACUGUUUAGAUUGGUUGAACUCUCGGGUGGCUCAAUAGUCAUUGAUGGGGUGAACAUUACUGAAAUUGGUUUGGCUGAUCUUCGCAGUAAACUAUCCAUUAUUCCACAAGAACCUGUUUUAUUCACAGGUACCGUGAGAUAUAAUCUAGAUCCUUUCCAGCAGUACUCUGAGGAGCAGGUAUGGGAUGCACUGGAGAGAACACACAUGAAAGAAUGUAUUUCUCAACUGCCUUUGAAACUAGAAUCUGAAGUGGUGGAAAAUGGAGAGAAUUUUUCAGUUGGAGAAAGACAGCUAAUAUGUGUGGCAAGAGCACUACUACGAAGGUGUAAGAUUUUGGUAUUAGAUGAAGCUACAGCUGCCAUGGAUACAGAAACUGAUUCUUUGGUGCAAGAGACAAUCCGGGAAUCAUUUGCUGGCUGUACAAUGUUAACCAUUGCGCAUCGUUUGAAUGCAGUACUCACUUGUGAUCGUGUUAUGGUGUUAAGUCAGGGCCAGGUUCUGGAGUUUGAUAAGCCGUCUGUACUUCUUGCCAAUGAGAACUCAAGAUUUUGUGCAAUAUUUGCCGCUGCUGAAAAUAAAGUUGCUGUAAAGGGCUAAUACAAUCUACAGGAAUUUCUCCAGAAUCAAGUACUUGAUAACUGUGGCAGUUGCCUCCAUUUCUCUAUCCAGGGACAAUGCAACCUCAGUUGUUUUACAGCACCUUGCACCAUCCAUGUACAUUCGGAGUGCUUCUAGCGGCUCUGUCAAACCACCUUUCAUAUUUUCACAACAUAUGGAGUUAAUUAUCUUAACUUUAAAUGCACUUGUAGGGUUCAGAGAGCCUUAGAUAUUCUAUUGUUCCAUAUGCCUAUAGUCAAGCUUUACACAUUACAGAUCUAUAAAUCAGUACAUAGAAUAUUUGAAAUGCAUACUACAUGCUGUACUUUACUUUGUAUUCUAUUUUUGCACUAUUAAUAUUGUGCUUUAUUUUAUAUUCUAUCCUGUACAGUUUUGCACUGUAUCAGUCUGCUAUUUAACUGUGAGACAGUUGUUGAUGUCAAGCUAUAUUUCUAUAGAAUAAAGAGUGCAUCUAUUCAUAAAUCAACAGAUUAAAAUACAUGACUGUUUUAUCCAUACAGCAUUGAGUGUUGCUUGGGUAAUGGUAUUGAAUGGAUAUAUUUAAUAGAAUUCUGAUUUUAGAAUGGCACUAGUUUCUUUGAGUUUUUGUUAUUGAGUAAAAAUAUACCUCAGGUUCAACGUGCAUUUUACUGUAUGGUUUGCACUGUUGCCAAUUAUUGUCAAUUUGUACAGUGAGUAAAAAGUUACUUUCUGAAGUCCACAUGAAAGUGGUAAUUCCUGAUGCCAUAGAAGCUUGUUUUACCUGUCCAGACUAUUGUUGCAUGUAUUUGUCAGAGCCUUAGCAUGAUUUUGCAAACUAAGCAAACAUGCCUUGUCAAAUCUUUAAAUAUAAAUAAACUAUUUUCCGCCUAA